Alligator sinensis (Chinese alligator) is the source of this 1601-nucleotide messenger RNA. It is a transcript of the gene CUNH4orf33, whose product is annotated as chromosome unknown C4orf33 homolog. The coding region runs from base 312 to 1439 and encodes 375 amino acids. The record is from RefSeq and is a predicted model, not a curated record. The transcript is spliced from 12 exons. Lineage: Eukaryota; Metazoa; Chordata; Crocodylia; Alligatoridae.
UGGCGGGACGGCGGGGGCGUGGGUCGGGGCCCGAAAGCUGAGGGCAGCCUCCUUCUGUGUCACCUCCCGUGCGACGGGCAGCGGGGGAGGGCGCUGCAGGCCGUGUUGCACGGAGGUUCUCGCCAAGGUGUGCUCAGAACUUGUGUUCUUGUAACUCAGCUUACGCUCUUCUGAGACAGCUUUCCACAGGCAAGCAGCAUGUGGCAUGUGUCCUGUUAGCAACAGGAAUUGUAACUAGUUUCCAAAAGCUGAAAAAGACUUGUGUUGUUGAUUGUACCCACAUUGCCAAUUUAUUGCAUGAAAAUCUUUAGAUGGAAUUUAAAAUUGAACACACCUGGGACAGUUUACCUGUGAGCCAUGAGCCAGUACAUAUCAGGCUGAAAUUGAGUGAUGGAGGAUUGUUGAUGGAAAUAAGUGCUCCCUUCUUUAAUGAUCCUCCAGCACCACUCCGCGAGCCAGGAAAGCCUUUCAAUGGACUGUGGAACUAUGAAGUUGUAGAAGCAUUUUUCUUGUGUGAGAGAACUAAGCAGUACCUGGAAGUUGAACUGUGUCCCCAUGGACAGCAUUUGGUACUCUUGCUUUUUGGCAGAAGAAGAGUAUGGAAACAAGAACUUGCUUUAACAUUUGAAGUGUGCAGAACAGAGACCAAAUGGGAAGGCAGAGCUCAUCUUCCUUGGAGUUAUUUUCCGCCAAGCACAGACAAAUUUAAUGCAUUUGCAAUUCAUGGCUCUGAAGAUAAGAGAACAUAUGAAGCACUUUAUCCAGUGCCUCGGCAUGAAAUACAGGAAGGACAGAAACCAGACUUAAACAUUUUAAGGGGUGAUCAAGAUAGAAAAUCACUAGAGGAUGAAACAAACAAAUUGGAAUACAGGAUUACAAAUACCUGGGACAGCAUCCAGGUCAUGCAUGAGCCAGUGACCAUCACAUUUAAGGCAGGUGAUGGAGGACUGAUAAUGGAAGUGAAUUCCUUGUACUUUGAUGAUCCUCCAGCCCCACCUGGUGAGCCAGGACUUCCUUUUAUUGGACUUUGGGACUAUGAAGUUGUUGAAGCCUUUUUUCUCAAUAGCAAGACUAAAGAAUAUUUGGAAGUGGAACUUUGCCCGCAUGGACAGCAUCUUGUACUAUUGCUUUCUGGAGGAGAUUGUUUUGCAAAAGGCCUUGACUUGGAUUUUAAAGCAGACAUACACUGGAACAAAUGGAAUGGCACAGCCCUCAUACCUUGGAGGUAUUUUCCACCUGGUGUAGACAAGAUGAAUGCAUAUGCCAUCCAUGGGUCUGGAAUUGGAAGAACGUAUGAGGCACUUUAUCCAAUACCUAGAGAAGAGAUAGAAGAAGAUCAGGGGCCAAAUUUCCACCGUCUGGAGUAUUUCAAAAAUUUCAGUUUAAAGUGGAUUAUGGGAGAGAACUGGGAGCAGCCUGCAUCAGACCUGUGGCCAUAGCUUAAAUAGUUUCUACAAUCAAGGAACAUCCUGUGACAGAGAAGAAAUACCACACCAAAAGGCAGCUACUUAAGAAAAAUCUUUUCAAUGUGCUUAAAGCAAAUCUUUUGUUGUGGCUUUAACAUGAUGUAAAAUUUCAAAUAAUAAUUUAAGUUGAUAUUC